Molecule: messenger RNA, 3568 nt
Organism: Ichthyophthirius multifiliis
Lineage: Eukaryota; Ciliophora; Oligohymenophorea; Hymenostomatida
Product: phospholipid-translocating p-type flippase family protein, putative
Exons: 9
Biological process (GO): phospholipid translocation
Cellular component (GO): plasma membrane
Molecular function (GO): ATP binding; ATPase-coupled intramembrane lipid carrier activity; magnesium ion binding
Source: RefSeq, a predicted model, not a curated record
AUGUCUGAUCAUUAUACCUUUUAAUAAGAUAAAUAUCACAAAAACAAUAUUGAACUUCCUUUUUUUUCCUUUUAGUAUACUGAUGAAUGGUAAAUUUAACCAGAAAGAUUAAUACAUACAUCUAAACCCGAUUUCGAUGUUUGCAAUAAUUAAAUACAUACAGCAAAAUAUUCAAUUUUAACAUUUCUUCCAUUAAAUUUACUUGAAUAAUUUUCAAAUCUUCCCAACUUAUAUUUUUUAGUAGUUGGAUUAUUACAAAUGAUCAAUGAAAUAACAAAUUCUGAAAGAAAACCUGUAAUAUAUGUUCCAUUAUUAGUAAUUCUUAUUAUAACAGCAAUAAAGGACAUUUAUGAAGAUAUAAAAAGACAUAAAUAAGACAAAAAAGAAAAUCAAAUACCCACCUUAAUUUAUAAAAACAAUAAAUUUGUACAAGACCAAAGCAAAAACAUUAGAAUAGGCCAUAUAAUAAAAGUAAGAAAUAACGAAUAAAUACCAUCCGAUAUGAUUCUUUUAUAUUCUUCUUAAUAACAUUAAAAAGGAAUAUGUUACAUUGAGACUAAAAAUUUAGACGGAGAAACAAAUUUAAAAACAAAAGAAGUCCCAAAUUAAUUAUUGGAAGAUUUUAAAGAUGAAAAUUGUGUUUGCUAAACUUAUAGUCUGUUAAAAUAUGAAAAGCCAAACCCUUUUUUAUAUAAAUUUUAAGGAAUUAUUGAACAUUAAAGGGGACAUGAAAUGAUCCAAACUCCUUUGGAAUCCCAUAAUUUUAUUUUAAGGGGGUGUACUUUGAAAUAAACUGAAUUUAUUAUUGGAGUUGUUGUCUAUACUGGACAUUAGACAAAAAUUAUGCUCAAUUCAGUUAAAUCUAGAGGGAAAAAAUCUACUAUUUAAGCACUUAUGAAUAAAGAAAUUAUUGUCGUUUUUUUAGUAUAGAUUAUGUUUUGUAUUCUUUGUGCAAUGUUGAAUUUCGAAAGUAGCUUUUUGUAUUAUUUUGGUGAAAAUUUACAAGGUCUAAAAAGGUCUUUUUGGGAAGUUUAUGGAAUUUGGAUGCUUUUGUUUACAAAUUUUAUACCUAUAUCAUUACUUGUGACUUUAGAUAUGGUAAAGUUUUUUUAAGGAAUGAAAAUAAAUAGAGAUUAUAAAAUGGUAUCAGAAGAAGGAGUUAAAGCAGUUGUGUAAUCUUCAAGUCUUAAUGAAGAAUUAGGUUAGGUUGGUGUUAUUUUUACUGAUAAAACAGGGACUUUGACUUGUAAUUAAUUAGUUUUUAAAGGAUUUGGGUUUAAAGGGAAAAAUUUCGGAUUAAAAAAUUAAAGUAAUAGUGAAAAAGGUUUUGAUGAAAAUGAAGAAUUUUUAUAACAAAAUAAAGGAGAUUUGGAAGCUUUUUUAAAAUUUUUAGUGAUUUGUUAAGAAGUGAUAGUAUAAUGGGACGAAAAAGAAAAAAAAUUAAAAUUUCAUUCAUGCUCGCAAGAUGAUUUAUCAUUAAAUGAAUUUGCAAAGAAAUAAGGCAUUUUUAUUGGAAAAAAAGAAGAAAACGAAAUGGAAAUUUUGAAAAAAGGAUUUUUAAAUGAAAAAGAAGAUUGUUAUUGUAUAAAAAUAUGUAAUGUAUUAGAAUUUACAAGUUCUAGGAAAAAAAUGUCUGUCAUUUUUCAAAAAAAAGAUGAUGAUAAUUAAUAUUUUAUAUAUACAAAAGGGGCUGAUUCUGUCAUUUUUGAUUCAGCAAGUAAUAAUUCAAGAAAAAACGGAUGGUUUGAAAAAACUAGAAAUCAAGUGGAAGAUUUUUCUAAAUAAGGGUUUAGAACUUUGGUUUUGGCUUAAAAAAUUAUAUCAAAAAAAUAAUAUUUAAAUUGGGUUUAUUAAAUCGAAGAAGCAAAGCUUUCUUUAGAUAAAAAUGUAAAAGAUAUUAAAGUUUAUUAAUUAUAUAAUGAAAUCGAAAAUGAUUUAGAAAUAAUCGGAUGUACUGCAAUAGAAGAUAAAUUAUAAUAAAAUGUCCCUUAAUCAAUUUAAAAAUUAAGAGAAGCAGGUAUAUAAAUAUGGAUGUUAACAGGAGAUAAGAAAGAAACAGCAAUAAACGUUGCUAUAUUAUCAUAAAUAAUAGAAGUUUCUUACAAAAAAAUAGUCUUAGAUUUUCAAAACGGAAUCAAUCAGGAAUCUAUAGAAAUUAGACUAUCUAAAAUAGAAGAAGAAAUCAAAGAAACAAACGAAGAUAUAAAAAUAUGUUUGAUAAUUUCUGGAAGUGCAUUAGAUUCAUUAGCUGUAUAAAAUAAAUUCUUACACCAAUUUAUGCAUUUAACUUCUUAUGCUGAUUCUAUGAUUGUUUGUAGAGUAUCGCCUAAAUAAAAAAGAUAAAUCGUGGAUAUGUAUAGGAAAAAAUAUCCAUCAAUAACCACUCUAGCUAUUGGAGAUGGGGCAAAUGAUGUAAAUAUGAUUAUUGGAGCUCAUGUUGGAGUUGGAAUUAAAGGUUUAGAAGGAUAAUAAGCUGCUAGAGUAAAAUAUUUUAUUUUUAUUUUUUUUUAUUAAAAAAAUAACUAGUCAAGUGAUUUCGUUAUUGGAGAAUUUUAAUUUUUAUCUAGAUUAGUUCUUUAUUUUGGAAGGGAAUUUUAUAGAAAAAAUAGUAGUUUGGUUUUAUAUAAUUUUUACAAAAAUAUAAUUUUGGUCUUACCUUAGUUUUGGUUUGGAUUUUAUAAUGGAUUUUCUGGGUAGUUUUUAUAUGAUAUUUGGGUUUUUUAACUGUAUAAUAUUUUAUUUACUUCUGCUCCUAUUGUACUCUUUGCUAUUUUCGAUAAAGAAUAUAAAGGAUUGUUUUUAGUUAAUAAUCCUUGGCCCUAUUACUUAAACGGGUUGAAUAAUUAUCUUUUUAAUAGCAGGAUUUUCUGGAAAACCUUCUUUUUAGCAGUUUUUUAAGCAUCUAUUAUUGGAGUUUCGAGUGUUCUUAUUAUUGAAUUUAAUUCGACAGUAGAACAUGAUAAUUAUUUGGUUUUAACUGGAAAUUUUAUGUAUUGGAAUAUUGUAUUACUUGCUAAUAUUAAAAUUAUAAUUUUAUCAACUUGUCUAAGAGGAAUUAAUAUACUUUUCUUGUUUUUAAGCUUUGGAUUAUAUGUUUUGCUGGUUGUUUUUGUUUAAUAAUAUCCUUCUUUUGAAUUAUUUUCAGUAUUUUAGAGACUUUUCUAACAAACUAAUUUUUGGGUUGGAUAAAUAUUUAUUAUUGGCACAUGUAUUGUAUUUGAUAUUGGUUUAGGUUUAUUUGAUAUUAAUAAUUACGGAUAAUAUUAAAAAUUUGAAAAUUAUUAAAAACUUGAUGAGGGAAAUAAUUAGUAAACGUUUAAUAAUAUUGAUAUUUGUUAAAAGAGCGAAAAUUAAAAGUAAACUAAAAUUCUAUAAAAGACAUAAAGAAAAAGAUAAGAGAAAAAAAAUAUUUGAAAAAAAUAAAUAAAAAAGCCAUUAAUUUUAAAUUAAUAAAAAUUCUAAAUAAUUAACAUUAACUUAAAAAAAUAUUUUUUUAUUAAUAAUAAAAUAUUUAUAUAUAUAAAUCAUAAAACAAUAUUCUAAUGUUUGUUUAAUAAAACUGUAGUUU